Messenger RNA from Candidula unifasciata, 1690 nucleotides. Lineage: Eukaryota; Metazoa; Mollusca; Gastropoda; Stylommatophora; Geomitridae. The record is from the annotation of a GenBank genome assembly.
AAAGGUAGAGAGAGUUCUGACUUGUUUUGUCCUGUGUUUUUAUGUACUUAUUAACCCCACCUACUGGCAUAAUGUGGCCCAAUCGGAGCUAGAAACGUCACUUAAAGAACCCACAAGAGGCGUGGCCAAAAACGUUAUUUUAUUCCUAGGCGACGGAAUGGGCCCAACGACUGUGACAGCUGGGCGGAUCUUUGCCGGGCAGUUGAAAGGUUUAAAAGGGGAGGAACAUAAGCUUAGCUUUGAUCAGUUCCCAUUUACUGGCCUUUCAAGGACCUACAACGUCGACUCACAAAUCACCGACUCCGCAGCCUCAGGAACGGCCUACCUGACAGGUGUCAAGACAAACCAGGGCAUGCUCGGCGUAAGUGCCGCAGCAGUGAAAUCAAACUGUGCAUCCACUGUAGGCGCCCAUGUCGACUCCAUCCUCAGAUGGUCGGCUCUUGCAGGAAAAUCAACAGGCGUGGUGACCACCACUAGAAUAACCCACGCUACUCCGGGAGCCUCCUAUUCUCAUUCACCAGACAGGGACUGGGAGAGUGACAGGUGGGUCUUCUGGGUCCCGCUUGGAUCCCUAGUUGAUAUGUGUGUGUCCAUGUAUGUGUGUGCCUGUGUGAUUCUUGGCGGGGGUCGGGCCUACUUUUAUCCUGAAGGUUUUGCUGACCCCGAUCCAGACCCCAGUUUUGACCCCAGCAAAGUGAGCAGGUUGGACAGGAGAAACUUGAUAGAGGAAUGGAAGAACGACAAAGCAAGGAAGUGGCAAAGUCAUCAAUUUGUCUACAACAAAGCCGGAUUGGAUCAUGUCAGCUCAGUGCAGACAGACUUUCUUCUAGGUCUGUUCACCCAGGAUCAUAUGACGUAUGACAUAGAUAGAAAUCGUACGAAGGAACCUUCGAUAGCAGAAAUGACACAAAAGGCCAUUGAGAUUCUCAAGAAGAAUAAACAUGGUUUUUUCCUGCUGGUUGAAGGCGGGAAAAUUGACCAUGGCCAUCAUGACAGUCUGGCCCACUAUGCCCUGUCCGAGCUAGUGGCCAUGGCUGAAGCUGUGGACGUGGCAAAAAAACUGACCGAUGAGACAGAGACUCUGAUCGUGGUCACAGCUGACCACUCGCACGUCAUGGACAUUGCAGGUUAUGCAACCAGGGGUACUCCCAUUCUUGGUCUCAGCACUCUCGACUCCAAAACCUCCCUCAAAGACGUCAAGGACAGGAAACCCUACACAACCAUCUUGUAUGCUAAUGGCCCGGGUUAUGGAGUGCCAAGACAGAAUCUGACCAAUGUAGACACGAGCAAUACAAGUUACAUAUUCCAGUCUGCAGUGCCCAUGUCUUCAGAAACUCACGGAGGGGAGGAUGUUACAAUUUAUGCCAGUGGGCCUCAGUCUUUCCUGUAUACUGGAGUACACGAACAGAACUACAUCCCAAUGGUCAUGGCAUAUGCAUCUUGUGUAGGGCCAUACGGCAAGGGAGGCAAACCUUGUGCCAGAGAUCAAGUGACAGCCCUUAAAGCAGGAACCUGUGUAAGUUGGGAAAAAAAUGCAUUUUUGUGGUUUACUCCAGAAUUUUCUAAAACAUAUUUCCUGCCCACUAAGAUCUUUUGUUUCCCAGCUACCCCAUCUUACAGUCUCCCACACAAACUACCUUGUCAUUUGUGCUGUCUCGUUCUCUUUCACAAACUAUCUGGCUAUCUAUAA